CAAAUAUUUAUUGAAACGGAGUUUUUUGACGCAUAAGCGUAAAGUAACAAAGCCUUGUGAAAAUUAAAUUUAGUUUUUCAGCAACCGAGUUAAUAGGAUGGCGUGGUAUAAUGUGUGGACCACCAUCAAAACUAAAACUUGUAGAUAUCUUUUACAACGUUAUCUGGGCCAGUUUUUAGAAGAAAAUCUCAACUUGGAGCAGCUUAAAGUGGACCUUUAUAAUGGUAAAGCUACAGUGGAAAACGUAUCAUUAAAUGUCGAUGCUUUAAAUAAGUUAUUUGAAAGCCAAGGUUGGUCUGUGGAAGUUAUCAGAGGCCACAUUGGCCUUCUUACUGUGACUGUGCCAUGGAAUGCUUUAAUGUCGAACAGUAGUUACAUUGAGAUUUCAGACGCUGAUAUAUCUGUAAGGCCUGUGCAAAGGCGAAAUAAUGGAACAUCUAUGUUGGAAUCAAUGUGGUCAUCAGCAAGCAAUUCUAUGCAGCUGGCGGAAGAGUGUAUGAUGCAGAAAGACGAAGAAAAUGAAGAUGCUUCAGAAAUAGACACCAAGUCCAUUCCUGGCCUUGAAAAGUUUGCUGAAACCAUUGACAACAUAUUGAAUCGCAUUAAAGCUUCGUUCACAAAUACUAUAUUCCGUUUGGAAUAUUUAUCGUCAGAUAACUCGAAAGCUAUAUCAUUAUGCUUUGAAAUAAAAAAACUAAUAUAUGAAAAUGAGACAGGUUGUGAAAGGUAUUCAAAAGAAUAUACGGAGGGCUGUCACGAUGACAAUCCAAACUUGCAUUCAACAACGCCAAAUAACCCUAAGGAGUCGGACGAAAAUAUAUAUUUCCUGCCAAUGUUUGCUAAACACAAUAUUAGUAUAAGCGGGUUGCGUGUAUGCACAGAAGAGAAAAAAGUCGAUGGAUAUUCGUGUUACAGCAACGAAGAAAUGUUUAAAUCUGCUGCUAUACCCAUUUUCGAAAUUAAGGAUCAUUUAAAUGUGCGGAUUAAAAUGAAACAAUCCGAAAAUAUCAACGGACCUAAAGUUGUCAUUAACACGGAAAUGGGUGCAGUUUUUAGUCUCAUCACUCCCAGGCAAAUACACCUUAUUUUAAAACUUAUAGACGCCUUUCAGGAUGACAGCUGUGAUGUCCAAGAAGAAGACAACAUUGGAGUAAAUUUUUCUAAUGAUAAUGACAUGUACCAAAAGAAGGAUGAGAAGGUAGAACUAGGAAAUUGGAUGGAUUGUGAAACAACUGCAUCCAACAGAGACAUAUUACAACAUAUACGCCUUGAUCGCUUGAGAGAUUUGCCAAGAGCGUAUUCCCCGCCCAGCAGUUCAAUUAGUUCCAGCACUACGAUAACUGGUUUGUCGAAGCUGCAACGUAAAACAUCAAGUUUGGAAUAUUCGGGAGAAAUUUUAAAUUUUUCACUCAAAGUAUGCUCAUUUGUUUCUAUAAUUUUAAUAGAAGAUAUUUUAGUUGAAAGUUCUACCAGCAAUCAGACUCCUCUAAACAUAACCAGCGAGCAAAACAUGAUUAGAUUUGCCAAUAAAUUUUUUGAAAAUUUGCAAAAAAUUGCUGAUAACAAAGUGGACUCAGCGAAGAUAACGGAGGGGAAAAAUCAUAUAUUUCUACGUGUGUCACCCAUAGUUUCCGAAGGAAGGCAGCAUAGAAUCAGACAAGCGCUAUUGUCCAAAUUUACUCUAAUUGCACAGAGAGUGGAUUUAUUUGAGGUUUUGAAUGAGAAACCCUCUGAAUUAAUCACUUUCGAUCGAACUGACAGUUUCAGUGGUGCUGAUAUAGCUGUAAACAUUAAAUCGGAUGCCAAUUCAAAAAUUGUCGACAUUACAUUGCAGAAGGGUGAAUUAGAAUUGGAUAUUUCCAUUUACGACCGGUUAAGUGCAAUUUUGGGGCCUUCUCCUUUUGCUGCAUUCUCUUCAUUUAGUACACCCUCCUGCUAUCUGAAGCAACAGGAAGCGCCAAAAUCUACAAUCACUAUAAAUUUGACUUCAGCGUCUUUGGUGGUGAAAUUACGUUUUCCAAUAUUUGACGCGCGACCGAUUCACGACCCAAAUCGUGUUCCUUGGUGGCAACAAAAUAUACGAACCGAUUAUUUAUUAAUUUCCCUUGAUUAUGUGCGUCUAUCUUUUGUUUCCGGUGUGGUUGAGCUACUUUCAAAUGAAGUAAAUGUAUAUUAUGUCGAGAAAAACGUAGAAAAUAAAAUAUGGAUAUUAAAAACUAGCUCCGGCAGAACUCAAUCAAAAGUUUUGGAUUAUGUUCGAAUUAGUGUCACAAUUCCAGAUAAAUAUUAUUGGAUCAAGUUAAAAAAUAGUUGCUUCGAUGAACAUUUGUACGGCAGGACGGGGCGUGGAGAUAGACUGCCAUUUAGUUCCAAACGUGUAUGUAGAGAAAGCGACACCUUACAUAAUAAACAAGACAAUACAGAGUCGGAGACUAUUUUGCUACCAGGCGAAACAGAAGAAUUAAGGGAAUUCUGCAACGCCACAAUGCGAACGUCAAAAAUUCAGGUUCAAGUAAAUAUACCCAACGCAGUAGUCGUGUUGAUAUCCAAGCAAAUGUACGAGGUUAUAUAUAAUCGGUUCAACUCUGAUCUUUUGAUGUGGGAACCCAGUUCACCUAUUUUCAAUUCAAGCAGUUUGAAUAACACCGAAAAUAAACAAAGCUUAUACAAUAUAUCGGCUUCAUCACCCAGAUUGAGAAAUUUCAAUGAAUGCGGUUUAUCUGAUUCCGAGGAAAGCGAUUCGAACGGAAGUCUCAACAUUAAUCUUAAAGAUAUGUCAAUGACUGAAAGCAUAUAUUUUUCCGUGCAUGAUUCUAACAGAUCACAAGACAUGCAGCAAGAGGAGCCUGAUAUUCAAAAGAGCAAUUUCUCUAUAGAAAUUUCAAUAGAAAAUGCUUCGAUUGUAUUAUUUGUGCCUAUACGUGACACAGAAACACAAAUUAAGCCUGAAGAUUUGGGUAAAAUUAAUAUUAAGCUGGAAGAGCUUAAAAUAUUUUCUGUUAGCGGUUAUAAUGAUAAUAAAAACCUUUGCUAUUUAUGCCUUGAAUUAAGAGAUCUCGAAAUGGAUCAUUGUGGACUAAUACCUCAAAUGUCCUCAACACUGUCUACAUCUGCCUCUAACGAAAAUGAUUGGUAUAUGCGAAAAACUUUAUAUAAAACUCCAGAAGGCCUGUCAAAGUCAAAUCAAUCCACAAUGAAGGAGAGGGAAAUGCUUUCUUUGGUGGUUGAAACAAAACGUGUAACGGACCAGAGAAUAAAACGGUUAAGGGUCACGACCGGCAUUCAACAAGCAACGCUGCGUUAUCACUCACUGAUACCCAACCAAUUUUGGCUACACCAGCUUAUUGACUUUUUUGAUGUUAUCGACUACCCAAUAGAGGGUUACACACCAUUCGGUAUAAUCACGGAAAUGCAAUUACAUCUGUGGAACUGUGCAAUCGACUAUAGGCCAACCAAUUUUGAUUAUAGAGCUAUUGUGGAAUUGGGUGCUUUCACAAUUAGCAGUAAUGUAAUAUCUGCAGUAGCUGGCUGUAAUCUCCGAUUUAUAAUUGAAGAAUUCAUAUUAUCUAUCGCACCUUAUAAAGAAGAAAAAAUACAGCAACCAAAAAAUGAAAAGUUAUUAAUUGAUUCAAAGUACUUGGUUCCCUUGCUUGACAUCGGAUUUUUCGAUAUUUCAUUACGGCUGAAUGAAAACUCUUCGGAGAAACAUCCCAAAUUCGACUUGAGAUGCUCGGUGCACGAUGCUCAUUUAAGGACUUGUUGCGAUUCCGGAAAAGCUUUAGCACAACUUAUCGAACAUUUAGCCAAUGAUGGGGAUUCCGUUGAAUCGGGUAAAAAUGCAACAAGCACCAUAUCCCAGGAGUCUGAAAUUGAGAAAAGUGAAUCAUUUUCGAUGGAUGACCAACGUGUAUCUCAACAACAAUGGCAACAGGAAAGAGUGAAUUUGAUGAUGGCGGAAGCUCUUCGUGAAACCGUUACAAUAAGUGAUUCGCCUUCAACUUCGAAAAGCGUACGUUUUUCAGUCCAUGACGUUGAACCCUACUAUUUCCCAGAUGAACAACAAUCUAACGCAUCAGACAUUGAAUACGGAGCAAGUAACGAGAUGUGCGAAAUUCUUAAUUUUGAGCACCACGUAAUGACGACAUCAUAUUCCCCGGCUGAACCUAAAAUAGAAGUACUGCCACAAGUUAAAUCAGAUUUGGGCGAUGUAAAUAUGGAACAAAUAUAUAAUAUACAGCGACGUAAAGCACACGAGGACGAAUAUUGUGUAAUUUCAGAAAACGAGCGACAGCGCCUAUCGAAAUGCGGCUUUAGGGAAAUGAAAAUGUGUGAUGAUCCGUUACGAAUCGUAGACAAUCAUUUUUGUCCACCUUCCGAUAAACAUGAUCUACUUAAAGCUCCGGAAGAUUUUCCUAUACCUGUUUCACGCUACACACUUUGCGAAAUGACAUUCACUUGGCAUAUGUAUGGUGGCAAGGAUUUUGCAUCCACUCAAGAGGAUGAUUGUUCAAAAAGUGAAGUAAGUCACUUGCGCAUGUCUGAUGCCUAUAAGUACGGCGUCUCAUAUUCAAAAGGAGAUAAAUUUGUUCGUGGGGGGAAAAAACCGAAAGAUAUCUCAUGGAAAUCAGUUGGCGGGAUUCAGCGCAACCAUGAAGUCAUUGUCGAGAUUCAACUUACAAAAGUUCGUCUUUCACACGAAAUCUACCCAAGCUAUACAGCCCAAGCUUCGCGACAAGUUUUAGUUAUAUAUGAUAUUGAAAUUAGGGACCGCUUGCAAUCGUCCGAAAUUAAUAAGUUCUUAUACCAUCCCCACACCAAGACUUCAUCACAUAAAACUCCACAACAAAUGGUCGUUGUAAAGGCUCUACAUGUUCGACCAAAUCCUAAGCUUAGUGCUGCUGAAGAAUGUUCACUUCGGAUAUCAUUACUGCCAAUGCGGCUUCAUAUCGAUCAAGACACUCUUAUUUUCCUGGCGGAUUUUUUCACCAAUAUGGGAAGUGAUAUGAAGGAAACACAAAAUACGGACAAUAAUUCGCCUUCGGAAAUUCAAGAGCCAAUAAUGGAUGUCGAGGUGCCUGAGAUGGAUGACGAGGUACAAGCUAGAAAACUAAUAUCGACAAAUCUUGAUUUACUUGAAAAUGAAGUAGCGGGUAAGUCAUUGGACCCAACAGAAGCCAAAGAUAAGUCUGCGCCAAUUUACUUCCGCGAAGUAGUAUUUGGUCCAGAUGUGCCAAUACGUUUUGACUAUCACGGUCGUCGAGUUGAGCUAUCACGCGGUCCAAUUACAGGGCUACUGAUGGGCUUAGGUCAAUUGCAAUGCUCCGAAAUUCGUUUAAAAAAAAUUAUUCACCGUCGCGGUUUUCUGGGCAUUGAAAAGUUAGUAACAUAUUUAUGUAAGGAGUGGUUGAAAGAUAUUAAAAGAAAUCAACUACCAAAAAUUUUAAAGGGUGUUGGGCCAACGUACACUUUUGUACAAUUUAUACAAGGUGUUAUUGAUUUAUUCCGUUUACCAAUUGAGCAAUAUCAAAGGGAUGGUCGAAUAAUAAGAGGACUUCAGCUUGGCGCACAAAGUUUCACCGCUAGAACUGCACUUGCUGCGCUAGAAAUAACAUCGCGUGUGAUCCAACUUUUACAAUUCACAGCUGAGACAGCUUUUGACAUGGUGUCUUCUGGACCCUCGAUUGGAAGAGUCCGUACGCAUCGUAGGGAUAAAAAGAAACGAGCACAAAGACCAAAAGAUAUGAGGGAAGGUGUGACAAAUGCGUACCUGAUAGUAAAGGAGGGGAUAAAUGAUUCUGCGGCAACUCUCAUAGAAACCGCUGUGGCAGAGCAUGAUCAGAAAGGUUAUACCGGAGCCGUAGGUGCUGUAAUGAGGCAAAUACCACAACUGGUUGUUCGCCCUGCAGUUUUGGCCACUCAGGCUACAACCAACAUCUUGGGCGGAGUUAAGAGCUCUCUUGUACCUGAAGCUAAGGUUGAAGCGCGUGAAAAGUGGAAAACUGACAAUGAUUAAAUUAUCUCUUUUAAAUAUAAUAUAACUUGUAAAUUAUUAGAUAAAUAUGCAUUCUAAUAAUAAAUUUUAUACGUUUAAAUGAAAA
This is a messenger RNA of Anastrepha obliqua, 6098 nucleotides long. Its product is annotated as autophagy-related protein 2 homolog A. The coding region runs from base 98 to 6013 and encodes 1971 amino acids. The transcript has a single exon. Gene Ontology annotation, cellular component: phagophore assembly site; extrinsic component of membrane. NCBI's taxonomy places the organism in Eukaryota, Metazoa, Arthropoda, Insecta, Diptera, Tephritidae. The record is from RefSeq and is a predicted model, not a curated record. Gene Ontology annotation, molecular function: phosphatidylinositol-3-phosphate binding. Gene Ontology annotation, biological process: autophagosome assembly; piecemeal microautophagy of the nucleus; autophagy of mitochondrion.